UCCGGACCCACUUAAGAAAAAGACUUUUAUCACUAGCAGUCAGUCUCCUGUGGUUUUUAGUUUUGUAAAAACCCUUUCUUUGCGCUCUCUCUCUCUCUCUCUCACACACAAGCUUCUCCUCUCUUCUUUCUUUGAGAUGGAUCACCAAGAUCACAUUAAGCUUCACACGCCAGGGCUCGAGGGCCAUGGAGUCCAUGUUUGUCGCAAAUGUGGAUGGCCCUUUCCAAAUCCACACCCAAGUGCCAAACUCAGACGUGCACACAAGAGGAUUUGUGGAACUAUUGAAGGUUACAAGCUGGUUGACUCUGAGGGGAACACCCAUUUGAAUGUUUCUGAUGAUGAGCACUCUGAUGAUGGUCACAAACCCCCUGGUCCAAAAGUUGUCGAGCCAAGUAACAUUGCGAAGGAUAUUGGUGGAAUUGGGGCAAGAUCGAAUAUAUCAGAAGAUGAAGUGUUUUCAGAUGCGGUUGCCGAAUUUUCAGAUAGUGGAACUAAGUCAAGGGUUGAAGAACCAUUAAAGAAUGCUCAAGAACCAGCAACUAAUGCGGAAAAGGUUGCUAAGGAUGAUCCAAGUAUCAACAAAUCAUUUAAGGAUGGUGGCAUUGCUGAAAUUAUUGAGCCACCAAGUCUUUCCAGUGAAAGCAGCCAAACAGGGAAUCCUGAAGAUCCUGAAAGUAUAGUUAAUCAGUUGAGGACUUCACCAGAGUUUGAAGAUCAUGUGUCCACCUUUACCGUCAGUUCAAAAGCAAGUUCUUUUUCAGAUUGUAUAGCUGAAGAAUCUGUUAUGCAUAGUUAUGAUGGGAAAAAUUCACCGAGCGAUUCAAAUAACGUCAAGCCUGAAACUUUAACAGAUGCAUCACAAGAAAGUGAGAAGAUCAGUGCUAGUGAGGAUGUUAUCAAAUGCCCUUUGGCUUCUGUUGUGCAGGAGCCUGACACAAAGGGAACUGAAGAAACUAAGUUAGAUAGAAAUCUAAUGGCUUCUAUGGUCUCACCCAGUAGAUUUGCUGGAAAAUCAUUUGAGUUAGUGUCAAAGUCAGAAGUAACAAAGGGAAAAACUUCAGAUCCUGUGCCCGAUGAUACAGUUAUCCAGACAGGGGAAGAGCAUGAUGGUGGGUCCAGUUCUAAGAUGAGCCAAAAUGAUCUUACUCCCGAAGUUGAUUCUGCUGAUCAUGUUAAUGCUGCUAUUGAUACGUUUCAGCUCAAGGUGGAUGCUGGACAUGCAGUAAAAGAUCUUGCCAGUUCUGGUGACAUAAUUGAGAGUGGCAGCAAAAAGGAAGAAGGGAAUUACAGUCUACAUGUCCUUCCUGUGCGUGAUGAUUCUUCUGAUCAUGUGAAUGCCUCUAUUGAUGCUUCUCAAAUCAAUGUGAUUGCUGCUGAAGGAAUACACUCUGCCAAUUCUGGCUAUAUAAGUGAGAGUUGCAACAAAAAGGAAGAAACAAAUGAAAAUGAAAAUGUGAAUGUCCUUUCUGUGCCUGAUGAUACAUCAAUAUUAGACCCUCCUGCAAUCAUGGUUGAAGAUUUUAAAGACAACAAAGGAGUGAAACUACAUGAAUAUGCAAGCCUGGACUCAUGUGCAACAAUUAUGGAUAAGGAAGAUGCUAAUGGUUCUGCUUCUAAGGAGCAAUAUUCCAGUUUCCAACCAAGGCAAUUGAACGAGGGAGCUGAGGUCCCUUCUUCAGCUAUUCUUGUUUUGGAAGACAGUGGUGAUUCGAAUGGGAGCAGUGUGGCUGUGGUUAAUGAAGUGCUUGUUGAAGAGGAAGCUGAUGUGUCCCAGGUCAAGCUCACAAUUAAUGAAAAAGAAGUUCCUGCAGAAGCUGUGAUCACUGACAUGGAGGAAAACCAUACCGUCCAGUCUCAUGAAGUACCAGAAACUCAUGAUAUUUGCGAUGAUGCGUUACAGGUUAAUUUUCCUGAAAAUGCUAUGGAAUUAUCAUCUGAUGCUGUAAUCAACCAAGCAACAAAUCUAGUUGGUGGGGAUGAUGCUGGCAAUUGUGAGAAAGCUAUGACUGAGAAAUUGGAUGGGAUUGGAGAUAACAUUGGAAAAUCUGUUUCAGAGGAAAACUAUACCAAAAUCUCAGGAAAAAAUUCUGAAUCUAUAGGUAAUCCCUUUGAAUCCCCAGUUUAUCCAACAAUCAAAUUACCUGAAGGUGAUGAAGCUGGUGAUCGUGAAAAGGGCAAAAUUCAAAAGUAUGAUGUAGAUGGAAUUGAAAGCAAGGAUGAAUCUAAGGAGCAUCUUUCAAUGAAAUCAAAACUAUUUUCUGAGUCUGCCAGCAGUCUUCACGAAUCACAAACGGUUGCAGAUAACAUAAUGGAUGGGUCUGUGAAAAAGUUACCAGAACAUGAAUGCAUGGAUUUUGAUGGAGUUUAUUUAAGCAGAGUUGGCAAGAACAGUUUUUCAGAUACUGGCAUAAAAAAAGAUGAAAUCAAUGGCAAUGAAGUGGAAAUAAAAUCUAUUGGACGAAGUACUGCUAAUGAGUCAUACCAUGGGGGACAUGUCAACUCAUUACAUAAAACCUCAGGAGAUGACAUGACAAAAGAGUCACAUCCCUCUCAUUUGGACAGUGAAUCUUCUUUUCAAAGUUCUGCUGCUGUUGAUGAAAACCAUGCAAGAGAGUUUGGUGUGGGUGCUUCUGGAAUUACUUCCGAGUCUUUGGAAGGCGAUAGUAACUUUGUUAAGCAACAGGUUGCUGCAUCUGCAAUGGAUGUUUCAGUUGAUUCCUCUAGCCAAACUGAUAGUUUGGAAGGCCAUUGGGGGUCUGUUUCAGUGCUUUCUACCCAAUCAGAUGCAGCAGUGGUUAUUGAUGCUGAAGCUUUGCCAUCAUCUGAUUCCCAAGCAUCAGCAAAAGCAGAGAAAGGCAACUUGGAGAAGCCAAGAGAAGCCGCUGAGGAACAACAGCAUUCUGAAAAAUCAGAUAUGUUUGAGGCACCAUCUUUUAUGACAUUAGUUGAAUCUAGAGAUGGGGUUGACCAAAAAGCAGCUGCUUCCGAGAUCCAGAUGGGACAGAAUUCGCAACAGGAGUCUGCAUCUUUGCAGGCCGGGUGGUUUCCUUCUCUUACUCAUGUUGUGAAUGAAUCACAGGGGAGAAAGAAGAAUGAAGAGAUUAUUGCGAAGGUAACAAACUGGAGCACUGGAAAGCAACACACUCCUUUAAAAACCCUUCUGGGUGAAGCUUCCCUUGAAACCAAAUCAAAGUCACCAAGACCUAAAGAAAAUCCAGCUCCUGCAAUUCAGAAAGAUGAAACAGUGCCAAAAGAUAAUGGUGCUUUUGCCACAACAGUUAACACUAUUUUAGGUCCUGAGUCGCCUACAAAUGAGGCUGCCAAGUCACAGGCGAAAAAAGAAUGGAACUCUCCAGCAAGGUAUCCUUCAGAAAUUAAGAGAGAAAAGAGGAAAGUCAAGGGGAGACCAUAUUGGGUACAAUUUGUCUGCUGCUCAUCUAUGAAUUAGAAUCUUAAAUACCGAGUUACAAGAUGUAGUAGUGAUAAUAUAAAUGGAGACAUCCCAGUUAAUGAUUCUUGAGAAGGUUAUACUGGUGAGUUUUUGGUAAUUGGAAGCUAGCUUUGUGUGAUAGCGUAGUUUUAUACUUUAGGUACAUAUAUUACAUAUUUUUUUAGCUAUAUUAACAUAUGGGGAUGACAUUCAGUUAGCUUAUUAAUCCAUAAUCUUCUUCUUGUCUGGGUUCA
Quercus robur (English oak) is the source of this 3684-nucleotide messenger RNA. RefSeq lists its product as uncharacterized. Lineage: Eukaryota; Viridiplantae; Streptophyta; Magnoliopsida; Fagales; Fagaceae. The transcript has 5 exons. The record is from RefSeq and is a predicted model, not a curated record. Bases 137 to 3448 code for a protein of 1103 amino acids.